This is a messenger RNA of Petromyzon marinus (sea lamprey), 4200 nucleotides long. Its product is annotated as E3 ubiquitin-protein ligase MIB2-like. Gene Ontology annotation, biological process: protein ubiquitination. Gene Ontology annotation, cellular component: cytoplasm. Gene Ontology annotation, molecular function: ubiquitin-protein transferase activity; protein binding; zinc ion binding. The record is from RefSeq and is a predicted model, not a curated record. Lineage: Eukaryota; Metazoa; Chordata; Hyperoartia; Petromyzontiformes; Petromyzontidae.
UUUGUGGCACAGGCCCAGACGGAGGACAGCGGAUUCCAAGAGAAAGGGAUUAUCGACCCCCCCCCUCUCGCUCGCGUCUUGUAGCCAACAAUCCCCUCGCUGCUGCCACCAUCACCACCGCCCACAUCAUAAUCACCAUCACCACCGUCCCCGUCAGCACCCGUGGCCAUUCGCCACCAUCUCUUCUCUCGCACUCGAGACCCAUCCCCGUGUUCACCUUGGCAUUGACGAAGUUGUCACGUCGUCGUUCAGGGCAGCAGCGCGACGUUCACGCCUUGCGAAUCUCUCCGUGUGCGUCUCUCUUCAUCGGAAUCUUUAUUUAGACCGCAGGAGAAAUCCGAUGAACCGAGAAGCUCUUUUUGCACAGCUGUCCAGUAGAGACAUCUGUAUAAAAAACGACCGGAUGCAUCAACUGAUUGACUGGAGGCUCUCUGUCAAAAUCAUGAGUUAGUGUGCUGCCUUUGACAGCUCGUGUUAAGACCUGUGAAAGAUAGCUGGCUGUCUAACUUGAUUGCUUUGGAGCCGUGUGUCCAGUUGAUAGCAUGUCGCACCGACUGUUCGCUGGCUCGUGCAAUUGAACGCCGGCUAUCAAUUGCUACUAACGAUGUUGGCAGAUGCCGAUGUGCCACCAACAUCUCUUAUCGCAACGUCUGCCAAGAGCCCUUCUUCUGCAACUGAACGACUUUCUCGUCGAAGGCGGCUGAAUCUAGACACUUCACGUUCGCUUCGCCGCUGAAGGCUUUUUUUGUUUGUUUUGGUGAGUGGUUCAAGCGCUCCUUCGAUGUCGAAGACGAUCUCACCGUAACGAAGAAGCGAAGCGACGGACGCGUCUCUUUCCCGACGCCAGGCGGAGAGUUUUCUGUACAGGCCGCGCUCAUGCUGGAGGUUGGGGUCCGCGUGGUGCGCGGCCGUGACUGGCGCUGGGCCGAGCAGGACGGCGGCGAGGGCCACGCGGGCACCGUGGUGCUGGUGGCGCGGCGCGGCGAGCAGGCGGCGCGGGAGGCGCGCACCGUGGUGGUGCAGUGGGACACGGGCGUGCGCGCCGACUACCGAGCCGGAUUCCAGGGCGCACACGACCUGCUGCUGCUGGACAACGCGCAGAUCGGCGUACGGCACCCGAACAUCGCGUGCGACGCCUGUGGCACGCGCGGCCUGGCCGGCCUGCGCUGGCGCUGCCUUGCGUGCCCCGACUUCGACCUCUGCACGCGCUGCUACGCGGGCAACCGGCACGAGCUGGCGCACGCGUUCGAGCGCCACGAGCACGCGCGCGCCGUCCCGGUGGCCGUGGGCUGCCGUCUGGGCCUGCAGAGGGUGCCACUCAUGGGGACAUUCCCGGGGGCAAAGGUCGUGCGAGGGGUGGACUGGGAGUGGGGCGACCAGGACGGCGGUGCCGGUGGCGUGGGCCGCGUGACGGAGCUCCGCGGCUGGGACGGCGACGAGCUGUGCGGCAUGGCGUGCGUGCUCUGGGAGGCGAGUGGCAGCCGCUGCGUGUACCGUGCCGGGCACCGGGGCCGCGUGGACCUGCGCUGCGUCAGCCCAGCCCUGGGUGGCCACUACUUCCGGGAGCACCUGCCCAGCCUGGGGCAUGGAGCGGCGCUGUGCGGGUCGGAGCGCCUCUCCUCGGCGUCACCGCUGCCCGCGUCUCUGUUCCGCCCGCGCGACGCCGUCCGCUGCGACGCGCGGCCCAGCGCGUUGCGUGUCCUGCAGCGCGGCCACGGCGGCUGGAACAGCGAGAUGACUCAGAACAUAGGGCGUCUCGUACGGGCGUACCGUGUGACGGAGAGCGGGGACGUACGCGUGGCCUACCCCGGCGGCACGCGCUGGACCUACAACCCACACGCGCUCACCAAGGUCCCUGGAGCCAUGGGCCGCGUGGCGUCGGUUUUGCCGGACGGGGCGGUUCGCGUGCCCCUCGCGGACGACUCCGCGUGCCUCUCGGCGGCCGCGCCCGAAGAGGCCGCGCGGCCCAAGACUCGCGGGGCGAGCUCGCUGGGCUCUCUGCUCGAGGUGGUGCUGCGUGGGGGACCACCGCCGCCCUCGUCUCGCCCCUCGAGCCCCCGCGGAGUCCCCCCGGGGCUGCUGCUCGUCACGCACGCGGCGCUCGGGCACGUGCGGAAGAUGCGCGCGUUGCUCGACGCGUUCCCGGACGAGGUGGACGCGCAGGUGGAGGGCAAGACGGCGCUGCAGGUGAGCGCGCACCUGGGCCACGGUGCGGCCGUGUCGCUGCUGCUGGAGCGAGGGGCCGACGCGGCGCGCCGGGACCCCGACGGAGACACGGCCCUGCACUACGCGGCCUACGGGAGCCGCGAGGCGGUGUGCGAGCUGCUGCUGACGAGCGGCGCCGACCCAGACGCCGUGAACGCCUCCGGCUGCUCGGCGCUGCACGUGGCGGCCAACCGCGGCUACGCGGAGGUGGCGCGCGUCCUUUGUGACCACGCGUGUGACGUCAACGUGCAGGACGCGUGCGGGGACACGGCUCUGCACGACGCGCUGGCCAAGGAGGCGCGCGGCGUCGCUGCGCUACUCCUCGACGCGCCCUCGGCCGACUUCUCGCUCCGAAACCGCCACGGCUUCAACAUCCUGCACCAGGCUGCGCUCAAAGGGAACCAGCAAGCGACCUCCGUGGUGCUGGAGCGAGCGCGCCAGCUGGUGGACGUGGCCAAGGAGGACGGCUACCGCCCCGUCCACCUCGCCGCUUUCAACAACCACGCCGCCGUGGUGCGCAUGCUCCUCCGCCAGGGCCGCUGCGACGCGGACGCGGCGACGGGACGGCUACAGACGGCGCUGGCUCUGGCGGCGGGCCAGGGCCACGCCGGGGUGGUCCUGGCGCUCGUGCGCGACGGCGCCUGCUCGACGAACGUCCGCGACGCCGCGGGGCGCACGGCGCUGCACGCCGCCCUGGGGGCGCGCCGACUCCACGCCGCGCCCUGGCGGCCCCAGCCGGCGUCCGGGGACGAGGCCGAGAUGCUCGCCGAGCUGCGAGAAUCGGGACUCUUCCCGGAGGCGGCGCCGGUCGGAGUGGCCAUCGCGUGCUUCCUCGCUCAGUGUGGGGGGGACCUCUUUGUCCGCGACCACGCCGGCCGCUCGCCGCUCGGCCUGGAGCCCGACCCCGGCGUGCGUCAGCUGCUCGGUCACUUCGCGCAGAGGCACAGGAGGUGGGAGUCCGGCUCCGUGGGGGGUCCCGUCACCCUGCGCAGGGUGCACACGACGCCGCUCAUGACGAUGACGAACCUGGCCGGCGUGGAGCAGCUGGGAGGCGGCGAGUGCUUGGUCUGCUCCGAGCCGUGCUCGCCCUCGCUCCUCCUGCCCUGCCAGCACCGCCUCGCCUGCGAGGGGUGCAGCCUGCGGAUGAAGAGGUGUUUCAAGUGUCAGGUGACCAUCACCAAAAAGCUCAGGGAAGACGGCAGCGUCAUCGAGUGCCCGGCGCGCCUGUCGUGCUUCCCGCUGCCGGGCGGCGGCCGCGACGACUGCGCCGGCAACGUCAAGGGCCCCUCCCCGGGCACCAGCGGCGGAGACGGCGCCGGGACCUCGGGCAGCAACAGCGGCGACGAAAACGAUCCCGGCGGCGGUGGUGGCGGCGGCGACGACGACGCGGCGGCGGCGGCGGCGGCGGCGGAAGAGGAGGCCGAGGGGUUGGCCGAGAACGGCUCGGCGCUGCGCUUGCGGUGCCGCGACAUGGAGGCGCGGCUGACGUGCGCCGUGUGCAUGGAGCGGCCGUUGGGCCUCGUCUUCUCCUGCGGCCACGCGGCCUGCACCCAGUGCGGCCUCACGCUGCGCGCGUGCCCGCUGUGCCGCCGGGACGUGACGGAGCGCACGCACAUCUACGUGUGACUUGGCCACGUGUCUGUCCCCCCCCCCACCCCUUGCAUCCGCGCGUCAAUGACCGUUGCGGUGCCCCCCCCCUCCGCCACCCACCCCACUCCCUCCUGGAAUCCAUCCGUGCGGCAUCUCGGGGUCGCGAACGAUGGCGGCGCCCUCACCUGCACGCUGCCGCCAUGUUUUCCCCCCGCACCUCCGAUGUGCACGGUUGGCUACGUACGGUGCGGAGUUCAAGCUACAAACAUACGUCCCCUGUCUCGGCCCUCUUGUUCCACCCUUAUCCCUGGUUUAUCCCCCUGGCUGCCCCUUCCAACGGCUUGAACGGCCGUUCAAUAUUUAGACGCUUUAUAUAUAAAUAAAAAAGCCCCACGCAUACAGACA